CUCCUUGCAGCACGAGGGUAUCUCACUCUCCAGAGUUGAGUCAGUAACUGAAAAACAGAAAUACACACAACGUACCCCUUUCGAUCUGCCUACAUACACAAUGGCGUCUCAGCUCUCUUCCUCCUUUGGCUCUCUCUCAAUCUCAGACGAGUCGCAUUUCCAGCUAGUAGAGGAUCUGCUCCCCACCAUCCUGCAUCUAGCUGCUGGACCGGGCGGGUUCCAUCAUGCGCUGGUCUGCAAGAAAUGGCGUGACGUGGCAUUCCGCGUGCAGGACGCCAUCCACGUGCGCCGAGAUCGCGGCAUGAAUGCUCGCGAGCUGCUUCGCCAGCUCUCGUCAUUCCCUAGGCUCAAGAAGCUCGUCCUCUCCGAAGCCAGCCUCAUUUUCGUUCCAGACUUUUUCCUCUCUGCCCUGGCUCCCGGUCUGAUCGAUCUUCACAUCGAGGCGAUGGACGAGAUGUACGGUGACGUCAGCGGUUUCAUGGAGGUCGGAAUCUCUCGCCUUUUCGAGCGGUGUACGCGACUGGAGCAUCUGUAUCUAUCUUGCCCAUCUCGUGUUUCCUCCCUUCCGCAAUGCAUCAGCGGUCUCUCUCGGCUCAAGAACCUCCAUCUCGAAGCCGAUAGGGUCGAGCAUCUCCCCGAAUCCAUCACCUCGUUACAGUCACUCGAGACCCUCGCGCUACACAUGGAUCAGCUGCAAAAUCUGCCACAAGAUUUCGGCAAUCUGACAUUCCUGAAGUCCUUGCAGCUGCGAUCCUGUAACUUGCUCAGUUCCCUGCCGGCGUCCGUCCAUCAGCUUACGAAUCUACAGAGUCUUUCCAUCGUCGCCUGCCGCACUUUCCAACUGCCAGAUACCAUUCCCACGUUCCCUGAACUCAACCUACUUGAGAUACGAAGCUGCGACGAGCUUUCCUCGCUCCCUGAGAACUUCGGCCAGCUCCAGGCGCUGGAGACCCUACACCUCGAGCGGGUGAGGGGAAUCACGGCUCUGCCCGAAUCCUUCGGGCAGCUGCAGCGGCUGCAGCUCCUCUCCGUCACGCACUGCCCCGACUUAUCCUCUCUACCGGCCUCCUUUCCCCAUCUGUCAUCUCUCUCAAGUCUCCACCUCGCAGGGGUGAACCUGUCAGAGCUGCCUGACGGCAUCGGCCGGUUGUCAAAGCUACGGACUUUCAAGCUGGAAGGUGGAAGUCUCACCAGCUUGCCCGACUCCAUCUCGCGCGCAGCUGCCAUUCAAGAGCUUCAUCUCACGCGGCUUCCAAAUCUUGCAUCCCUGCCCGAGUGCGUUGGCGGGUGGACUGCAUUGAAGACUCUGUUCGUGUCGGACCUUCCAAGGCUGGCAUCUCUGCCGGAGUGCUCUGGCCAGCUGGCCGCAUUAGAGGCUUUGCAUCUGCGGAGGCUUACGAAACUCACCCACCUGCCGGGCUUUCUCGGGCAUCUGGCGAAACUGCGGGAGCUGGAGAUUGACAGCUGUGAGGGGCUGCAGCUGCUGCCUGACUCCCUCAGCUUGCUAUCUUGCCUUGCGCGGUUAAAAGUGAGUCAUUGCCCCAGGCUCACUGCUCUACCAGAGGGCAUGGGGGAUGGCCUACAGAGCCUGCAUGAGCUGGUUUUGAUGUGCGAAGGUCUCACCCACCUCCCUCCAUCGGUUUUCCAUAUCUCAUCGCUAGAGACGAUCACGAUUGGGGAACUCAACUGCGUGAGAGGCACCCUGCCAGAGAGCUUCGGCUGCUUCAGAAACCUGCACAAGCUCUCUCUAUCUGACCUGCCGCACCUGUCAGCCCUCCCUGCCUCGCUCUCUCCACUCACACUCUCGCUCACCAGCCUGACAGUAAGAAACUGCAACGAGCUGGAGGAGCUGCCAGAGGAGAUGGGGCAGCUGGAGCGGCUGGAGGAGCUCCGGAUCCUAGACUCGAACGGCUUGAAGUCUCUCCCCCGGUCGCUGCUCAAGCUGCCUCGCCUGCAGGAGCUCGAGGUGCACAGCUGCAGGAACCUGGGCGAGCUUUGCCGUAGCGACAGCUUGGCUGGCGGUGGCAGCAGCAGCAGCAGCAGUAGCGAUUCUGGGAGUUUUGGAGCUGAGGGGCUUCCGUCGCUGCAAAGCUACAGUUGUGUGCCGUGUGACGCACUCGACCCAUCCUUGGGCUGCAUCUCCCCACUGAAAACGCUGAUGCUGCUACAGGUGCCGGCACUGACUUCGCUUCCUGCGUCCAUCACUAACCUGGCGAGUCUGGAGCAUCUGGACAUCUCCUUUGCCACGUGCAUGGAAGCCCUGCCCGAAACAUUCGGAAGACUAUCCUGCCUCGCCUCCCUCAAGCUGAUUGGCCUUGAGAGCCUGCACAAGCUGCCCGAAUCGUUCGGGCAGCUGAAAAGGCUCGAGUCUCUGGUCAUUGAACGGUGCUCCAAGCUAACCAGGCUCCCGGAAUCCUUCCCCGGUCUGCCCAGUCUGCGGCACCUCCGCCUCUCCGGGUGCAAGGGGCUCUCCUCCUUUCCAAGAGACUUUGGAAACCUUUCCUCCCUGCAGACCCUCGAGUUGAGUACUCUGCCAAGUCUUGGCAGCUUGCCUGAAACUUUUCCACAGCUGCCCCGACUGAAGCGCCUGCAAGUUCAAGAGUGUAAGGAGCUGUCGCAGCUGCCCGUGUCUCUCUGCGACAUGCCGCUGCUGCAAUGGUGCUCGAUCUACAGGUGCCCUCUGAUCUCUAACCGAUUCAAACGCAUUUUUGGGAGGGGAUACACGGAGGAGGCACGGGUGGAGAUGGAGGUGUGUGGGGAGGAGAGGAAUGGGACCGGCAGAAGGAUGAUGAGGUGGAUGGUGUCGAGCUAGGUUAGGGGGACAUGAGAACAGGGGGGGUGGGAGACAGUUGGGAAGGAGAGGAGGAUGUGGAGGUGGGUGGUGACGAGACAGGAGAUGCCCAGCAGCUCAGGAAAUAGGCUAGGGGCAGAAGUGAUGUUUGCUUUCAAUACUCAUGUUGAAGUGAGCUUCCUGUUCUGUUCUAAAGUUUAUUUUGAGUGUGGCA
Molecule: messenger RNA, 3005 nt
Organism: Closterium sp. NIES-67
Lineage: Eukaryota; Viridiplantae; Streptophyta; Zygnematophyceae; Desmidiales; Closteriaceae
Source: the annotation of a GenBank genome assembly